AUGGCGAGUGCUCGAGGUGUCGCCAACACCGUCUUCAGGAUGCAACUACGCGGCCGCAAGCGCGAUUUCGCUUCAUCUGCUGCGGUGACCACCAGUAGCAGCGCUUCAAGUACUACAGCCGAGAAGAAGAGAGCCGUAAAGGCCAAAACGGCGUCUCUAGGGGCGAAAUCCGCUGGGACGAAGGUGGAAGUAAUUGCGCCGUCCAGUUCCAAGUUCCCAGUGCUGUCAGCGUUGACGGAGCGAGUGAAUCAAAGCUCAAGUGACUCUAAAAUUCUGCUGGAGUACUCAAAGCUGGUUCCGGCGCGGCUAAUUCGACGCUACAAGCGCUUCCUGGCUGAUGUCGUGCUGCUGGAUGGAGGUGUCAAGGACGACAGUACCAAGGCAGUGACAGAGGCCGAGGAACAGGAAGAAGCGGUGGUGACUGUGUACUGCCCGAACACGGGACCUAUGGUGGGGCUAUUGGACGGACUACCGAACGCUCGGGUGCAGCUGUCCAAGAGCGACGACCCCAAGCGCAAGUACGCGUACACGCUCGAGAUGAUCCAGAUCGAUAACGGAGAGCGAUACGUUUGGGUUGGUGUGCACUCUACUUCUGCGAACCGAAUGGUAGAGCAGGCGCUGGCAUCGCGGUGGUUUACUGAGCUUGGACACUAUGAUUCAGUUCGUCGCGAGGUGAAGUUUGCCAAGAACAGUCGCGUGGACUUCGUGUUGACCACAAACGCUGAGGAUGGCAGUGUCGCUCAUGAAAAGUACGUGGAGGUGAAAAGUGUCACGUUGGCACUCGAAGGAACUGGGGACGAGGACGCGUCUCGCUGCGCUGUGUUUCCCGAUACGGUGUCAACUCGUGCACAAAAGCACGUCACUGAGCUGACUGAGCUGCUGUCCGCUAAGGUCAAGUCUGACAAACCCAAGAAGGGGUCCAAGAAGGAGAAUACUGAGGCUACAGCAGCCAAGCUGAGUGGAGCUAUCAUAUUCUUGGUUCAGCGCGACGACUGCAGCGAGUUCGCUCCUUCUAUCCAACACGACAAGAAGUUCGCAGAGCUGUGCUCCGUGGCAGCCAAGAGUGGAAUUCAACUACUGGGGUAUUCGUGCGCAUUGAAGCCUGAUGAAGCGAAUAGUUCUGGGGCUGUAUCCCUGCUAGGGCCACUACCGCUGCAAAAAGCUGCGCCGUAGCAUGUACGAAGUAGAAUUUUAUGAGUAUGCAGUAGCAUACCUAUAAAGGACACGGUGCUUCCAGGCGAAGGCAAACGCGCAAGAUACGUUUUACUAGC
Phytophthora sojae is the source of this 1271-nucleotide messenger RNA. RefSeq lists its product as hypothetical. NCBI's taxonomy places the organism in Eukaryota, Oomycota, Peronosporomycetes, Peronosporales, Peronosporaceae. Gene Ontology annotation, molecular function: DNA binding. The coding region runs from base 1 to 1173 and encodes 390 amino acids. The transcript is spliced from 2 exons. The record is from RefSeq and is a predicted model, not a curated record.